AUGGUCUCCAAGGAGAACCAAACAUUUGCCUGUUGGUACACAGGAUAAAAAAGACUUAAAGUAAGGAUAACGACGCUGAGGACUUGUCAAAUGACGGGGGGGUGUGUUAGGUAACAGAUUUAUACAGAUUUACAGAAUUUCUUUUUCCAGAGAUCAGGAAUUACAGAGAGUUUGGAGGAAAAAUGAAGAGGCCCGGAGCGCCAGAUUUAGGAGAUCGGUAGAGGAGGAAGUUCAGGGAGGUUUGUGGAGGAAGAGGAGUAUGGACAAAUAUAGUGGAAGUGAGGAAGAGGAGAUUUCGAUGCCGAUAUCGACAAAUCUGGCGACCAUUAGCGACUCUUCGAGACUAAAAAUGCUAACUUCCAGUGCUCUUGCAGAUGCGGAGGAAGAAGAGAGUAAGAAGAAAGUUAAAUACAGAGAAUGCCUGAAAAAUCAUGCGGCGAAUAUGGGAGGCCAUGUUACGGAUGGUUGCGGGGAGUUUAUGCCCGGCGGUGGGGAGGGCACGCCGGAAGCUUUGCGCUGCGCUGCCUGUGAUUGCCACCGGAAUUUCCACCGGCGAGAGGUUGAAGGGCAGGCAACGCCGCCCUGUUGCCACCGCGGUGCUGCGGCGGUGGCGGCUCCUGCGAAUGUUCUGACGCUGCCAUUUGCGCGGCCGCAGAUGCUCAUGGCGUUCAAUAAAGGCGGCGGAGUGGUGGAGGCGGAGGUGGAGCGCGAGGGGAGCUUUCUGUCUAGUCACGGGAAUGUUGCCGUCAGGAAACGGUUCCGGACUCGGUUCAGUCCGGAGCAGAAGGAGCGAUUGCUGGGGUUCGCGCAGAAAUUGGGGUGGAGGAUCCAGAAGCAUGACGAGGCUGCUGUGCAGAAUUUCUGUCAGGAAAUUGGCGUCAAGAGACACGUUCUCAAAGUCUGGAUGCACAACAAUAAACAUACUAUGGCGUCCAAAUCUGACAACACCGCCACCACCGACACCGCUAACAAUAAUACCAGUACCUCCACCACCACCACCACCGCCAACGCCAACGCCAUUAAUAACAACGGCAACAAUAACUUGUUCAAGUAAAUUUUUUUUUUCUUCUUCUUUCUUGCUUUGUUGACGACUACUUUCUUCUUAACCCUCAUCUGUUUCAGUUUAUUCGUUCUCGUUUGCUUUCUAACAUGUAAGAGAGUUUUACCCGCUCGCUUAGAGCGACGGAGGCGCAAUAAUUUAUGUCCAUACUUAGGAGCUGUAAUUUAAAGAAAAAAAUUUAAAUA
Messenger RNA from Cryptomeria japonica (Japanese cedar), 1245 nucleotides. Its product is annotated as zinc-finger homeodomain protein 2. The coding region runs from base 260 to 1054 and encodes 264 amino acids. NCBI's taxonomy places the organism in Eukaryota, Viridiplantae, Streptophyta, Pinopsida, Cupressales, Cupressaceae. Gene Ontology annotation, biological process: regulation of DNA-templated transcription; regulation of developmental process. The transcript has a single exon. Gene Ontology annotation, molecular function: transcription cis-regulatory region binding; DNA-binding transcription factor activity. Gene Ontology annotation, cellular component: nucleus. The record is from RefSeq and is a predicted model, not a curated record.